AUCUCAAAACUCAAGUAAGAGCUCGCGAGAACAGGAAAAAAGCGAGAGAAGGAGCCCGGAAGUGUGGCGGCAUUGGAGGCCGAGUCGCGUCGCCGUCGUUCCUGGAGGUCGCUGGCGGGAUGUUGCCGACCCGGCUGAAAGCACAAACAGAGGGGAAGCUUGCAAAACAGAUUUGCAAAGUUGUGUUGGAUCAUUUUGAAAAGCAGUAUUCCAAAGAGCUUGGAGAUGCCUGGAAUAAAGUAAGGGAUAUCCUAAUAUCUCCCUCAUGCUGGCAAUAUGCUGUCCUGCUCAACAGAUUCAAUUACCCUUUUGAAAUGGAGAAGGAUUUACAUUUGAAAGGCUAUCACAAGCUCUUUGAAGGAUCUUUUCCCUACUCUCCUAAGUCCAUGAAGUGUUACCUUAGCAGAACUCCAGACCGGAUGCCUUCAGAAAGACAUCAAAUUGGAAAUCUGAAAAAAUACUAUCUUUUAAAUGCUGCUUCUCUUCUCCCAGUACUGGCUCUGGAAGUACAGGAUGGGGAGAAGGUCCUGGAUUUGUGUGCUGCUCCUGGUGGGAAAUCAGUAGCGCUACUACAGUGUGCUUAUCCAGGUUAUCUUCAUUGUAAUGAGUAUGAUAAUCUGAGAUUGAGAUGGCUAAAGCAGACAUUAGAAUCUUUCAUCCCACAGCCCGUGAUAAAUGCAAUUAAAGUGUCUGCAUUGGAUGGCAGAGACAUAGGAGAAGCUCAGCCUGAGAGGUUUGACAAGGUGUUAGUUGACGCUCCAUGCUCAAAUGAUCGAAGUUGGUUGUUCUCUUCAGAUUCACAAAAGGCUGCUCACAGGAUAAGGCAGAGAAGGAGUUUGCCUAUUCUACAAAUGGAACUCUUGAGGUCUGCAAUUAAGGCUUUACGCCCCGGAGGGUUACUUGUGUACUCUACAUGCACACUUUCCAAGGCGGAAAAUCAAGAUGUAAUCAAUGAAAUUCUAAACUCCCACAGUAACAUUAUUCCUAUGGACCUUAAAGGAAUAGCAAGGACUUGCUUGCAAGACUUCACAUUUGCUCCCACUGACCAGGAAUGUGGGCUGUUGGUGAUUCCAGAUGAGGGCAAAGCCUGGGGCCCAAUGUAUGUAGCCAAACUAAAGAAAACAUGGAGUAUAGCCAAAUGGUGACAUGAAUUUUUAAAACAUGUUAAUAUAUUAUUAUAUUUAUUAUCCUGCAAUCUUUAUAUGUUAAUAUUUAAAUAAUCUUACAGCCAUUUUUCUUGUUUGGAAUCCCUUGUAGUUAGUACACUAGAAUGCAGACUUAAGAUUUUUUCAGGUGGAUUUUCUUAGAAGUCUAUGUGUAGCAAUGAAUUCAGGUGGUGCAGAUGGUGUUUGUUUUAUAUAAUAAAUCUGCUGUCUUUUACUUGACAUUUUAUAGUUAAAUUAAUCAAGGAUACAAGGUGUAGUACAUAAAAAUGCUAAGAAAUUUAUUCUCUCCGCAGUCUUAGGGCUUUGAAUGUUUAAGAAUGCACAAUUGCCAAUACCCUUAGCAUUUUUCUGCUUAACAGAGUUACAGAUUCUUUUAAGAGUUAUUCCCUUUUUCAUUGUUAAGAACUGAUUGUUAUUCUGUGACUAACUUCUUAGCCAUAGCAUUGCUAGUUCUAGCAAAAUGGGUUUCUUAUUUGCCAAGUUGCUUUCUGUUAAGAACAUCUUCUACAUAAGCAAAGGUCGGUGGUUCUAUUGACAUCAGCUUUAGUUCCCCCAUGUUUUUUGUGUGUCAGUAUUCACAAAUCCAAGUUGAAAGGGUAAAUUAUGUUGAGAAGGAUUGAAUAUAGCAGAUUCACAUGCACAUUCUUGGCUUUCGACAUUCAGCUUGUAAAAUAAUGGAGUCUGUCCAGCAGGCUAUAGAGCAAGUUCUUGAGACCAAACCAGGAUGAUUAACAACUGCAGUAACUGAAGUAUAUUUGGAGAGUUUUCUUGCAUCACUGUUGGCAUAAUGAACAUCACAGAAUCUGAUUCUCUUACAGUUGCUGUCUACAGGGGUUUUUUAAUUUCACUCUGUUAUAAGAUGGUUUAUGAGGGUAUGAUGUUACGUAUUUGUGCACAGGAAGGAGAAACUGAAUAAGGGUGGAUUCUGCUAUUACCUUACGCAGUAGCAUUUACUGAAUGUCCCUCUAUUUACAUAUAUUCUGGGAAUAUUAUAUAUAUUUUCCCCAGAGUGGUUAGGGCUUUGCUUCAGGUUGAGAUCAUGUGUUUAUGUGUUUUUUGCAGAAAUGGCUUCACUUGGAUCUAAGCAUAAUUUUCUAGCUUUUAAGGAAAACUGUGUAACAUAUUUCGAAAGACUGUGUCUGUUUAGAAAUUAGAUUUUGUAAUUUAAAAUAAAUUCUGAUUAUAAAAAUUUUGUUUACUGAAUGUUUUCAGUUGCUCACUGUGUUCUAUGAAUUUUAUGUAGACUAUUCAUUAAUUUUUUAAGUAAACUGGGCUCAUAUAACUGGGAUAACCUAGGACAGUUUUUUUUCUAUACUCUCAUUCUA
Ochotona curzoniae (black-lipped pika) is the source of this 2491-nucleotide messenger RNA. It is a transcript of the gene NSUN3, whose product is annotated as NOP2/Sun RNA methyltransferase 3. The record is from RefSeq and is a predicted model, not a curated record. Gene Ontology annotation, biological process: rRNA methylation. The transcript has 6 exons. Gene Ontology annotation, molecular function: methyltransferase activity. Lineage: Eukaryota; Metazoa; Chordata; Mammalia; Lagomorpha; Ochotonidae. Gene Ontology annotation, cellular component: mitochondrial large ribosomal subunit. Bases 120 to 1145 code for a protein of 341 amino acids.